Phacochoerus africanus (Common warthog) is the source of this 1017-nucleotide messenger RNA. RefSeq names its product coiled-coil domain containing 115 (gene VMA22). Gene Ontology annotation, biological process: vacuolar proton-transporting V-type ATPase complex assembly. The record is from RefSeq and is a predicted model, not a curated record. NCBI's taxonomy places the organism in Eukaryota, Metazoa, Chordata, Mammalia, Artiodactyla, Suidae. Bases 23 to 565 code for a protein of 180 amino acids. Gene Ontology annotation, cellular component: extrinsic component of endoplasmic reticulum membrane. The transcript has 5 exons.
CUCCCAACAGUGUGAGGAACCCAUGGCGGCAGCGAACCUUCGAGCGGAGCUGGAUUCGCUGCUCCUGCAGCUGCUCGGGGACCUGGAGGAACUGGAGACCAAGCGCGCGGCGCUGAACGCCCGGGUGGAAGAGGGCUGGCUCUCGCUUUCCAAAGCUCGCUACGCUAUGGGUGCCAAGUCGGUAGGGCCCUUGCAGUAUGCCUCCCGCAUGGAGCCCCAGGUCUGCGUCCGCACCAGCGAGGCCCAGGAUGGACUCCAGAAGUUCUGGUUGGUGAGAGCCGGCCCCAGGACUCCAGAGGAGGUGGGGCCUCGCGAGUCAGCUCUGCGUAAGCGCAAGGGUCCCACCAAGAUGGCAGAGCCAGAACCUUCCCCAGCUCCCCAGGACCCUCUGAACUGGUUUGGAAUCCUUGUUCCUCACAGUCUGCGGCAGGCUCAAGCCAGCUUCCGGGAGGGUCUGCAGCUGGCUGCAGACAUGGCCAGCCUUCAGAUUCGAAUCGACUGGGGUCGAAACCAGCUCCGGGGGCUCCAGGAGAAACUCAAGCAGCUGGAGCCUGGGGCUGCCUGACCUGCCACCACAAUGGCAGGGCAGUGAGCAUAGCUGUUCCUUAAUGUGGCUGCCUUAUCUCAGGCCUUCUUCCUUCACAGAUCCCCCACCCCCACCUCCCCAGUUAAUUCCACCUCAUUAUUUCUCUGGUCCUCAUGUUUCCAACUUCGUUAGGAGGGAAAAUUUGAAGAGGCAAGCUGAUUAAUGUUGAAAGGCACUUCCCUGAAACUAUCUUUAGACUUGUUUUGUCCUAGGUUAGUUCACAUCACUCAACAACUGUAACAACAUCGUGAGUAACUCAGCUGGAGUUCUUCAUUAUAGGAUGAGAUACUGCACAGCUAGUGGCAGGAAAGGACAAGAAGUUGGUGCCUCAGUUUCACUAGAUCCUCAAAACCGAUUUUGAUUGAGGAAAAACAAUUUUACACAGCUAACAGAUCGGGAAGAAUGAUUAAUAAAAUAAUAAAAAACACAGA